UUCUCUUUCCUAAUCGUCUAAUUCUAAUUACACGUUAAAUUAUCACGGACGAUUGAAAUAUCGUGCAGAACGUUAGAACGAACACCCUGUAUGUACACAUACGUAGAGAAACAGGGCCGGUGUGAUAUCACGACAUCGGGAUGCAGAUGUUUAAGCCCACGAGAGCAUAAGUUGGUAGGAGGAAGACAUGCUGGUACCCGCGCUUAAACUAUACUCGUUACACGGUGUUAUUAAUGGUCGAUGUUUCGCGCUGGCCCAAGCGCGUAUUCACGCGUCGCUCUAACCUGCGAACGCCCACGGGACGGAAUCGUCUGAUUCGUCCCGCGGGAUAUCGCUUGACCCAGAAGAUUUAAUUAACGAACGCUGUGUUUGCGGGUAUAACGCGAGACGCGGCUCUACAACAGCGUAGGUGAGUGCCACGCUGAUCUGUCGGAAGUGAAACUUUGCCACGUUUUGAGAAGUUGAAUCCUUCGGAUAUUUGAUAUUCGAGAUUAAAGAAGCAGAGAAGAAGAGAGAAUUCCUUGCAAAGGGUAAUGACUGUGGGAAAGAACGCGAUCCGUGUGUGUUCUAUGCGUAUGUAUUGCGCGAUACUUGAUCUUGUUAUUGUGUCUUCAACCCUUAGGGGAAUUUUAUGCUUCGAUUUAGCAGUCAUGCUAAACUGGAACUGGUGGUACAAGUGAGAGCAGAUAGUUUUAUAUGACAAAAUAUAUAAGAUGAAAACGUAGAAUACGGAAAAAUCGAUGUUAGAUAUUUGGCUAGCGUGCAUUUGAGUGUUUUGAUGGUGUACGAUAAUGUGCAUCUGUUCUAAUUACACUAUCACUUACAGAAAAGUUAUGAGAAUUGGUAGCUAUGAUAAAGUGACUAAUUCAGAUUGAAAACCGUGAUCUUUCUAGUAGUAUAUUUUCAAAAUACGUUUGUCAAUCAUCCAAAUCACGUAUUCUGUAAUUGUAUGGAUUGUUUCUUCCUUUCAAUUUAAACAAUACUAAUAAUAUUCUUGCAUUCGCAUAUGCUCACAAUACAAACAGAAAAUUUGCAUGCAUAUCAUUUUAAUUGCAACAACAACCACAUAAUUUGCAACAUAAUAUGACAAUUUCAGGGAAGGUUACGUAAUUGUCAUAAAUUUUCUUAUCAUGAGAUUCAUUGUAUAGACAAGCAUACAUAACAUAUAAUUCGAUUCAGUCUCGUUACAUCCUGUUUUUCUAUUUUUCGAUGCAGUUACAAUUUUUUCAUGACUCGACUCUUUCUCGUUUCCAUAAAUACUAUAGAAACUAUAUCUAGUGGGUACACUAGAGGCACGCAAUGACAAACGAAAUUCAUUCUGAAAGUCAUUUUUUUAGCCACAUUUCAAGGUCAUCGUCGUUUUUUCAAUGGAACCAUAUAUUUUUUAACAUAUUAAGCGAUCCAUUUCGACAUUCUCUAUAAAAAAAAAUAUAUUAGCCUAUUCAUGCCGGAAAACUUGUGAGUUUAACAAAUAUUUUAACUUUAAUUUUGUUAAAUUUAAUGUACGAAAGACAAGGAAAGACGCGAAGAGACAUUCUUGUGUUUGCGUUGUCUUUGUCUUUCAUGUACUAAAUUUAACAAAAUUAAAUUAAAGUUAAAAUACCUGCUAAACUACUAAAUAGUUUAGGUUUCGGCACAGAUAGGUUAAUAUCUUUUUUAUAGGGAAUGCCGAGAUGCAUCGGUUGAUGUAUUAAAAAAUAUAUGGUUUCGUUAGAAAAAAAUGAUAACGACCUGUUUCCAUCCGAAUACUCCACCCUGUAUAUUAAUUUUAUUUGAUACAUUAUUACAUAUGUUAUAUUUUUGUUUUACGUAUUAUACUUUGUGUCUAUUAUAAUAAUGUAAUUCCAAUGUAUAAUAUACAGAGUCCUGUACAUAACUGGGACAAGCUCUCGUGUCUUCAAAGCGGUUACAGAUGGAUAAAAAUACUAUAUUUCGAAAUUAGGUCGUAUUCAAUGAUGCAAAAAUCUGAGAAUAAUUCUGUUCUUUUUUUUGCAAUUUUUUUGAAGGAAGUUUCUCAAUUGCGUAGUAAACUCUGUAUAAUAAUGUAAUUUCUCCAUUUGCUUAUUACAUAAAAAAUCCAAACAAUGCGUGUGUUCAAGCUUGUUAAAAUCAUGUCCAUCUCGAGAUCUAACGAUGACUUCUAUUACCGCAAAAAAUAUACGUGUACUCUUAGAAAAAAAAAGAACUGUACUUCCAAUGCAUUUUGUAAUCUGCAUAUCAAUGACUUAUAUGCCUCAUAUUGAAGUAGUUUCGCUUUUAUUCCUUCCUUGUUACGUCAGUGGGAGGUUGCAGUCUCACGGAGAGGGUACUUUAUAUAUAUAGCAAAGAUUUUCCAAUCUGUUUCAUAACGAUCGAGGAUGUCAUAAAACAUGGACACAUUCCCUUCGGGUUUAUUGAACGCGUAGUGUACUUUUCAUAAAAAUCUCGGAAUAAAAGUGACGAUGUUAAAAUACAAAACAUACGCUUAUCUGUAUUUAAUGUUUUAUUUGAUUCAUAAAGACGUUAUUGACGCGGUAAUAUGUGAUGAGGAAGAUACGUUGCAUGUCAGUACAAAAAUUCGCCUGAAGAUUUACAAAGGUAACAGCUCUCACUUCACAUCCACCGAGAGCAUGAUUACGAAUCCAGGAAGCAUUGCAGACGACAUAUUGCCCGACCGAGACAGUAUCCUCUAUAUACAUGGAUUCAUGGAGAAUACGGAAGCAGAGAACGUUCGGAUAAUAAUUAAAGCCUAUCUGGACAAGGGAGACGUGAACAUCAUUGCACUGGAUUGGGGAGAUAUAGCAUUUCAUAUUAAUUACGUUCACGUGUCCGGUCAAAUUGUCACAAUAGCGAAGGCGGUUGCUGAAUCCCUAAACAAACUCGUCGAUCUGAUCGAUUUAAACACGUUGCACGUGGUUGGGCAUUCUUUGGGCGCUCACAUAGCUGGGAAUAUCGGCAGAUACGCGAAUGUCAAUCUUAGUCGAAUAACGGGCUUAGAUCCAGCGCUUCCGUUGUUUUAUCCUUCUACGUGUCACAUCAGAUCAACCGACGCCGAAGCCGUUGUUAUCCUUCACACUGAUGGUGGAUUUUAUGGGACAGCUACUAACACGGGAACUGUUGACUUUUACGCAAACGGGGGCAUCAGUGUUCAACCGGGUUGUCCUAUAAUCUUCGGUGGAGAAUUCUGCAGCCAUCAAAGGUCUACCCGAAUAUAUGCAGAGUCUCUAAUGAAUCCGAAAGCGUUUCCGGCGCAUAAUUGUCUUAACGAAAUUGCCGAUACCGAGGAAAUCUAUUUUGGAGAUUCGACACCAAAGAACAUAUAUGGAACGUAUUGUUUCACUACCAACGCCAAGCCACCCUAUGGCAAAACUAAUUAAAAUUUCCGUUUCUUAGAUAAUAUAAUAAUACUUUACCUUAUAGACUAGUCAUUUUAUUUCGUAGAUUUGUUUUGGAUCUGUCAUCAUUUUAGUGAAUAUAAGCUUUAAGAUUAAAUACAUCACUCGCUAUAAAUCCUAUCUGCAUAAACCCUUUUCGUUUCCAUCGUUUCUUAAAUUCACAUCAUAAAUUAGUUUUGAAGUUUAUCUUCUGAUUUAUCUCUAUAUUGUGAUUUCCUUUUCGUAAUGAUAAUACUUCUUUUUAACACUGAGAGAAUAAUUUUACGAGCUAUGGGAUAAAUCUUUUCACGGAAAACGCAAUAGAUUUCAAACAUCGUCGUAUCAUGGUACCUGCAGAUGACAAGCAACACUUUAUUAUCGUCUAUUCUCACAGUAUACGCGUAGCAGACAAGCGAGCAUAACCAUACGCAGUCUAUCUUAGGAUUGCAAAUUCAAAAAGGACUAUCUGACAACCCACGCUACUGUGUAGUUCUCCAUUGCUAAUCAAUUGACGCUGCAUCGAGGGUUCUUUAACCCUAUUGUGUUCCAUCAAGGAUACACACAUGGUUGAGUGUGCUCUAAGAAAUUUACUUCCACGAAAAUCUCUUAACAAUUUAUCAACGUUGUUUUCGUAUACGCAUAUACAGAGUGCCUAUGCUGCUAACAAGAAUUUCUUUUCAAUAACAAACAAGAAACAGAGAGAGAAUAUAUUAAUACAUAUCAUUACUAAUACUGUUAUUAUUAAUAUUUAAUUUAACGGGUAUAUUUAUGAACAAAUAAAAGUGUCGUUAAUGUGAAAAGAUAAUAUCUUUAUCAUGUACAGUCUGUUUCAUUAUUAACUACUUCAUUUCCUGCGUCUGGAAGCCACAAAUAGCAUUUCCGUUCGCGAAUGCUGAACUCGUCUGAAAGAUUAAAUCUACCUACCGAUUUGGCAAAGUGACGCAUGAAUAGCUGCUUAUAAUUUCAUUUUAAACGUUCAUCGUCAUGAAUAAUUAAUAAGAAUCGCGACGUUCCUCUUGACGCGUAUUGUACCCGGAACCUCCCAUUCAACGACGAUAACAUUCCACGUAUUUAUUACUUACAUCUCGCAACAGCAAGCCAGAAGUGUCCUAUUUUUCAUGUUUUAUGUACGUAUUACUAUAAUCAAAUUAGUGAUUUUUUAUUACGUAUGUUAAGGGUGGUUGGUAACUGGUGGUACAAGCGGAAAGGGGGGGAAUUUUUUUAUUUUUUUUUAAUUUUUCCAUCGAGACAACGAUCUACAGUGAGAUCCGUUAUAACGAGACGUGAUAAAGUGCACACGUACCGAGUGAAAAUUCAAAGUCGAUUUUCUCGAAAACAAAGCCUCAAACGAAAAAUUUUUAUUCUAUAUUUUCGACUUCUUUUUUCGCGUAGAAUUACCCCUUUCCGCUUGUACCACCAGUUACCAACAACCCUGUAUAUAUGUUAUCAAAAUUAACUUUUAUUCAAAAUUUUUAUGUGAUUUGUCAGUUGCUCCGUUACCUUAUUUUAAAUAACAUGAUUUUUGUGAUAACAUAUUCGAGAAAUUUUUAUUAAUUCUCGAUUAUAACGUAAGAUUCUGUGAAACUGUACUCAGAAAUUCUUUAAAAACAUCCAGUUUAGUAUAAUUAGUCUGUGUUAACUCCGCGAAAGCCGCGCUAAUUGUAAGCAAAGUAGAACCAUUGUGGAAAUAAAUUUAGUGCUGGCAUCGAAGAAAAUUCGUGCUCUAUACAAAGCAGCCUAUGCCUUGAUUGUAAUUUAUAACCCAUUCACCAAAUUACUGCGAUUACGCAGUAAAACGCCGCACAGUAAUGUUCAAUUCUACCUGCCUAAUUGAAACACAUGCGUCUACUGUUCAGAUAUCCAACCGUUCGAAGACUGACCCAACGUGUAGUUAAUUGUGUUGUUAACAUGCAUAACCGCGACGCGGCAGCUAGCUGCGUAAAGCAAUGUUCGCGCACGCGAAUGCAUUCUAAUCGAACCAAUUAAAUUAACCUGACAGCGCAACUGGUUCGUUACCAACGGGCAUCCGUGUGCCCGCGAGAACUCUUGCCAUUCGCGUCGUUCGAAAGACUUCCGAAAAACAACUGCCACUUUUCUCUUCCUGGCUACGCGUUCUGCAAAUUAUCAACAGGCUACGCGAUAUUUCAACCGGCGCGCAGCGAUACCCGAACGGGCACGAUACAUCAAUUUCAUCGCGGUUUCUAUACGCCGGUCGCUUAGAGAUUUCUUAAACGCAC
Messenger RNA from Bombus huntii, 5590 nucleotides. Its product is annotated as lipase member H-A-like. The record is from RefSeq and is a predicted model, not a curated record. NCBI's taxonomy places the organism in Eukaryota, Metazoa, Arthropoda, Insecta, Hymenoptera, Apidae. The coding region runs from base 2442 to 3356 and encodes 304 amino acids. The transcript has 7 exons. Gene Ontology annotation, molecular function: lipase activity.